Messenger RNA from Penicillium daleae, 4323 nucleotides. Its product is annotated as putative ABC multidrug transporter. Gene Ontology annotation, molecular function: ABC-type transporter activity; ATP hydrolysis activity; ATP binding. The record is from RefSeq and is a predicted model, not a curated record. The coding region runs from base 1 to 4323 and encodes 1440 amino acids. Gene Ontology annotation, cellular component: membrane. NCBI's taxonomy places the organism in Eukaryota, Fungi, Ascomycota, Eurotiomycetes, Eurotiales, Aspergillaceae. The transcript has 7 exons. Gene Ontology annotation, biological process: transmembrane transport.
AUGCCCGCGCCUCUUCACUCCCAUCCUCAUAGCUCCGCAUUUGCCCCCGGCCAGGAAGUUCCAUCUUCUGGAGAUAAUGGUCCGCGGGUGCAUGUUUGUCAAGAGGAUGAGAGCGCCAUCGCAGAUAUUCACCGGACCCUGACAGUCCAAGAGUAUACAGAGCCUCACUCAUCUUUCGACAAGUUUCUCGAAGAAGAAGUUCAAGGAGGCAAGAAGCGCUCUAAUCUAGGCGUUUGUUUCCAAUCCGUCUCAACUUGGGCGGAAGGUGACGGCCAUGCCGAUGUGAAGACUCUAGGAACAGCCCUUUGGCGCUCAUUUACAUUCCAGGAUAUCUAUGAAUGGACUGUUCAGCCAUGGCUAUCAACCAAAGAUCCGAAGAAGGGUCGUCAGCUUAUUCGAGAUUUCUCCGGCGUGGUUCAGAGCGGAGAGAUGAUGCUAGUUUUGGGCCGUCCUGGAGCUGGCUGUUCGACCUUUCUUCGCACCAUCGCAGGUCAUCAUUCUUCCUUUUUAGGUGUGACGGGCUCAAUCGACUAUUCAGGCUUGUGCCCUGAUGAAGUCAGAAAGCAUUAUCGCAGCGCAGUCGCCUAUGUUCCUGAGGAUGACGUGCAUUUUCCUACGCUCAAUGUACGCCAGACGCUGGAAUUCGCGCUGCAAAGCAAGACUCCCAAACGCUACAAGGAUCGGAUCCCAAAAUACCUGGAGAUUUACGGGCGAGUGUUUGGCAUGACCCACACAAUGAACACACUCGUGGGCAAUGAGUAUAUCAGAGGUGUUUCUGGUGGUGAACGUAAACGAAUCUCGAUCAUCGAGUCUUUGGCAACCGACUCAUCUGUGACUUGUUGGGAUAACUCCACCCGUGGUCUCGACGCUUCGUCUGCUCUAGACUAUGCGCGCAGCUUACGAAUUAUGACCGACACCUGCGGAAAGGCCACUCUGCUCACACUUUAUCAAGCAUCAGAUGCUAUAUACGAGCUAAUGGACAAAGUUCUGCUGAUAGACGAAGGCCGCAUGCUCUUCCAGGGCCCAGCUAAAGAGGCCAAGCAGUACUUUGAGGACUUGGGAUACGAGUGUACCGAGAUGCAGACUACAUCCGAUUUUCUGACUAGCAUCACGGUUCCUGAGCGACGGAGCUUCCGACCUGGCUGGGAGAACCGGGCCCCCAAAGGGCCCAUCGAGCUUGAAGCUGCAUUCCGACAAAGCCAGGCUUUCAAGAAUGUCGAAAGGUCGAUCGAGCAAUACGAAGAUAAGCGAUUCGGAGGCAAGGGUGGCUCAACAUACCCAACCGACUCGGAGUGCGGUAGCGUGGAAGAGUUCAAGCGGACUAUGCAAAGCGAUAAAUCUCGCUUCGUAUCGCCCAAAUCUCCCUACACCAUCUCCUUGUUCCGUCAGGUCGUACUUUGUUCUCAGCGUCAACUAUGGCAGUUAAAGGGUCACAUGGGACCCUUGUACAUUAAGCUGAUUUCCGCCGUGGUAUAUGGUCUCUUGGUUGGCUCGAUGUUCUACAAUCAGCCCCAGACUACUGAUGGGAUGUAUUCACGGGGUGGCGUCCUAUUCUACUCUUCUAUCCUACUCGCAUGGCUGCAAAUGUCAGAGCUAGAAGAUGCCAUGCAUGGUCGUGAUAUCCUCAGUCGGCAGAAGAAGUUUGCGUUUGUACGGCCCAGUGCAGUUUGUCUCGCUCGAGUGAUGCAAGAUAUGCUGGUGACUUUUGUCUUGACAUUUUUGUAUCUCAUCGUGCUGUACUUCCUGUCUGGACUACGCUCUGAGGCGGGUCCGUUUUUCAUUGAUUUUCUGUUCAUCUACACGUGCACAGUCUGCCUGACAUCUCAAUUCCGUGUCUUCGCUGCCAUGUCUGGCAACUUCGAAGUCGCAUUACGAUACUGUGGUGUAUCUGUGCUAUUUUGCAUCGUUUUUGGUGGAUAUGUCCUAUCGGUAGACAAGAUGAUUCAGGAUGUUCCGUGGGUCGGAUGGCUAGCAUAUACGACACCUGCGCUAUACACUUACGAAUCUGUCAUGGCUGCUGAGUUUCAUAAUAUGAAUUUCACCUGUGCUACGUCUUCGAUUGUCCCAUCGGGCUCUAACUACACCGAUGUUGCAUACCAAUCCUGUGCAUAUGCCGGGAGUAAGGUCGGGAGCAUUGUGGUCAAUGGUGACGACUAUCUAGCGGCGCAAUUCGGGUUCUAUUAUAGUCAUGUCUGGCGCAACUUUGGGAUCCUCUGCCUUUUCACCGUAGUCUUCAUUGGCCUUACUUGCUGGCUGAGUGAGGCCAUGGAGUGGGAGUUGGAUAGCGCGGGCCCCAUCCAGUACAAGCCUACACAUAGCUGGUUCAAGCGAGAUAAGUCGACUGGGCAGGAUGAAGAGAAGACGCCUGUGUCAGCGGACCCACGUGCAGCCCCAGCCGGUUUCGCGGGAAAUGGUCCUCAACAGUCCUUGGCGGCAACAGAAUCCACAUUCACUUGGGCAGAUUUGGAACUGAAUGUGCAAAUCGGAAAGGAGACUCGGAAUUUGCUGGACGGAGUGUGUGGGUAUUGCAGACCAGGGUCUCUGACAGCCCUUGUUGGUGCAUCUGGAGCUGGAAAGUCGACGUUGCUGACUGCCCUCACACAACGACAAAGUGCUGGUGUCUUAACAGGGUCCCUGUAUGUCGAUGGCCAACCCAUCGAUGGUUCCUUCAAUCGUCAGAUUGGAUAUUGCCAGCAAAUGGACAUUCACGACGAAAGCAGCACUAUCCGGGAAGCAUUUGAAUUUUCGGCCUUGCUUCGACAAAGCCAUGGCACACCAAAGGAAGAGAAAAUGGCCUACGUGGAAACCGUGCUGCACACACUAGACCUAGUCGAGUUGCAAAAUGCGGUCAUUGGGUCUCUGGACAUCGAAAAGAAGAAGCGUGUCACGAUUGGUGUGGAACUAUGCGCCCGGCCCAAGCUGCUGCUCUUCUUGGACGAGCCAACCAGCGGACUGGAUAGUCAAGGUGCGACUAGCAUAGUAGCUUUGUUGCGGCGAUUGGCAGACCAGGGGCUAGCUGUGCUGUGUACGAUUCACCAGGCAAAUCAGCAGCAGUUUGAAGAGUUCGAUCGUGUCCUAGCCUUAAGCCCUGGGGGAAAAACCUAUUAUUUCGGACCUGUCGGUGAAUCUGGAGCAGCGAUCUUUGACUACUUCAUGAAAAACGGCCACGUUCUGCAAAACGUCACUAAUGCUGCCGAUUUCCUCAUCGAGGUGGUUGUCGGUGGUAUGAAGCCGUCUGGAGACAACGUCGAUUGGGCGUCGAUCUGGCGCAACUCAGAGGAAGCUGAAGAUGUCAAGAAGGAAAUCUCCAAAAUCCGCUCCAGCAAGAACCCUGAACCCCUGGUCGCUCCACGUCUGCCACCAUUAUAUCAGCAGAUAGUCCUUCUCACUCAGCGAACAUGUCGGCAAUUCUGGAGAACAGCUGAGUACCCAUACUCACGACUUUAUUCCUCAUUCUUGCAUGCCCUUAUCAACGGGCUGACUUAUCUCCAAAUCGGGAACAGCGCAACUGAUCUACAAUCCAAGGCUUUCUCUUGCUUCUUGGUCUUAAUGCUGGUACCCGAGUUCAUCAACGCGAUCUCUAUGAGAUUCAUCAUGAACCGCGAUAUCUGGCUGGCAAGAGAAGGGCCCAGUGGAGUGUAUAACUGGAUUGCAUUCAGUACUGCGCAGAUCGUCUCAGAGAUUCCGUAUACCGUUAUUGGUGGCGUCAUCUUCUACGCUUUGUAUUACUUCAUGGUCGGACUACCCCUAGGCUUUGCGGCCGGGUAUAGUUUCCUAAUGUUCUUCAUGUUUUUCCUUUUCGCCACAUCCUGGGGGCAAUGGAUUGCAGCUUUGAGCUCCGAUUCCAUGAUCGCCGCGACUCUGAUGCCGUUCUUCAUCAUCAUGUGCGAGCUGUUCAACGGCAUCCUUCGACACCAUGACCAGAUGCCCGCUUUCUGGAAGUACACCAUGUACUAUGCCACACCUUUCACUUACUGGAUUGGCGGUGUACUAACAGCCGUCCUCGGUGGCACGCCUGUGAUCUGUAGUGAGAGCGAGUUGACUUUCUUCGAGAGCCCACCGAACAUGACCUGCGGCGAGUACGCUGGUCCGUGGCUUUCAGCACAAGGUGUGGGAUAUUUAUCCAACGAGAACAGCACCGGAACUUGUGGAUACUGCCCAUACAGUUGGGGUGAUGACUACUUGUCUGGAAUUGGGCUGGAUGAUUCCAAGAUCUGGCCUUACUUUGGAAUUUUCCUUGCUUUCACAAUCUCCAAUUACUUAAUGGUGUAUUUGCUCGUGUAUGUUCGAUCUGUCAUGAAACCAUUCUGGCAGUCGAAGUGA